Molecule: messenger RNA, 2673 nt
Organism: Schistocerca gregaria
Lineage: Eukaryota; Metazoa; Arthropoda; Insecta; Orthoptera; Acrididae
Product: balbiani ring protein 3-like
Exons: 4
Coding region: 775-2673 (632 amino acids)
Source: RefSeq, a predicted model, not a curated record
UCUUCAAAAAUAAGUGUGGGUCAGUGUUGUGCUUCAUCCCAAAUAGGUGUGUGUCAGUGUAGUGCUUCAUCCCAAAUAGGUGUGCGUCAGUGUAGUGCUUCUUCCCAAAUAGGUGUUUGUCAGUGCAGUGCUUCUUCCCAAAUAAGUGUGUGUCAGUGUAGUGCUUCUUCCCAAAUACGUGUGUGUCUGUGUAUUGCUUCUUCCCAAAUAGGUGUGUGUCAGUGUAGUGCUUCUUCCCAAAUAGGUGUGUGUCAGUGAAGUGCUUCUUCCCAAAUAGGUGUGUGUCAGUGUAGUGCUUCUUCCCAAAUAAGUGUGUGUCAGUAUUGUGCUUCUUCCCAAAUAAGUGUGUGUCAGUGUAGUGCUUCUUCCCAAAUACGUGUGUGUCAGUGUAGUCCUUCUUCCCAAAUAAGAGUGUGUCAGUGUAGUGCUUCUUCCCAAAUAAGUGUGUGUCAGUGUAGUGCUUCUUCCCAAAUAAGUGUGUCAUUGUAGUGCUUCUUCCUAAAUAAGUAAAUAAGUGUAUGUCAGUGUAGUGCUUCUUCCCAAAUAAGUGUGUGUCAGUGUAGUGCUUCUUCCCAAAUAAGUGUGUGUCAGUGUAGUGAUUCUUCCCAAAUAAAUGUGUGACAGCGUAGUGCUUCUUCCCAAAUAAGUGUGUGUCAGUGUAGUGCUUCUUCCCAAAAAAGUGUGUUUAAGUGUCGAGAUUCUUCGCAAAUAGAUUUGUGUCAGUGUCGAGCUUCUUUAUAAAUAGGUGUGUGUCAGUGUCGAGCAUCUUCCCAAAUGGGUGUGUGUCUGUGUAGUGCUUCUUCCCAAAUAGGUGUGUGUCAGUGUAGUGCUUCUUGCCUAAUAGGUGUGUGUCAGUGUAGUGCUUCUUCCCAAAUAGGUGUGUGUCAGUGUAGUGUUUCUUCCCAAAUAGGUGUGUGUCAGUGUAGUGCUUCUUCCCAAAUACGUGUGUGUCAGUGUAGUGCUUCUUCCCAAAUUGGUGUGUGUCAGUGUAGUGCUUCUUCCCAAAUAGGUGUGUGUCAGUGUAGUGCAUCUUCCCAAAUAGGUGUGUGUCAGUGUAGUGCUUGUUCCCAAAUAGGUGUGAGUCAGUGUAGUGCUUCCUUUCAAUUAGGAGUGUUUCUGUGUAGUGCUUCUUCCCAAAUAGGUGUGUGUCUGUGUAGUGCUUCUUCCCAAAUAGGUGUGUGUCAGUGUAGUGCUUCUUCCCAAAUAGGUGUGUGUCAGUGUAGUGUUUCUUCCCAAAUAGGUGUGUGUCUGUGUAUUGCUUCCUCCCUAAUAGGUGUGUGUCUGUGUAGUGCUUCUUCCCCAAUAGGUGUGUGUCUGUGUAGUGCUUCUUCCCAAAUAGGUGUGAGUCAGUGUAGUGCUUCUUCCCAAAUAGGUGUGUGUCAGUGUAGUGCUUCUUCCCAAAUAGGUGCGUGUCAGUGUACUGCAUCUUCCCAAAUAGGUGUGUGUCAGUGUAGUGCUUCUUCCCAAAUAGGUGUGUGUCAGUGUAGUGCAUCUUCCCAAAUAGGUGUGAAUCAGUGUAGUGCUUCUUUUCAAUUAGGAGUGUUUCUGUGUAGUGCUUCUUCCCAAAUAGGUGUGUGUCUGUGUAGUGCUUCUUCCCAAAUAGGUGUGUGUCAGUGUAGUGCUUCUUCCCAAAUAGGUGUGUGUCAGUGUAGUGUUUCUUACCAAAUAGGUGUGUGUCUGUGUGGUGCUUCUUCUCAAAUAAGUGUGUGUCAGUGUAGUACUUUUUCCCAAAUAAGUGUGUGUCAGUGUAGUGCGUCUUCACAAAUACGUGUGUGUCAGUGUAGUGAUUCUUCACAAAUACGUGUGUGUCAGUGUAGAGCUUCUUCCCAAAUACGUGUGUGUCAGUGUAGUGCUUCAUCCCAAAUAAGUGUGUGUCUGUGUAGUGCUUCUUCCCAAAUAGGUGUGUGUCUGUGUAGUGCUUCUUCCCAAAUAGGUGUGUGUCUGUGUAGUGCUUCUUCACAAAUAGGUGUGAGUCAGUGUAGUGCUUCUUCCCAAAUUGGUGUGUGUCAGUGUAUUGCUUCUUCCCAAAUAGGUGUGUGUCAGUGUACUGCAUCUUCCCAAAUAGGUGUGUGUCAGUGUAGUGCUUCUUCCCAAAUAGGUGUGGGUCAGUGUAGUGCAUCUUCCCAAAUAGGUGUGAAUCAGUGUAGUGCUUCUUUUCAAUUAGGAGUGUUUCUGUGUAGUGCUUCUUCCCAAAUAGGUGUGUGUCUGUGUAGUGCUUCUUCCCAAAUAGGUGUGUGUCAGUGUAGUGCUUCUUCCCAAAUAGGUGUGUGUCAGUGUAGUGUUUCUUACCAAAUAGGUGUGUGUCUGUGUGGUGCUUCUUCCCAAAUAAGUGUGUGUCAGUGUAGUACUUUUUCGCAAAUAAGUGUGUGUCAGUGUAGUGCGUCUUCACAAAUACGUGUGUGUCAGUGUAGUGCUUCUUCACAAAUACGUGUGUGUCAGUGUAGAGCUUCUUCCCAAAUACGUGUGUGUCAGUGUAGUGCUUCAUCCCAAAUAAGUGUGUGUCUGUGUAGUGCUUCUUCCCAAAUAGGUGUGUGUCUGUGUAGUGCUUCUUCCCAAAUAGGUGUGUGUCUGUGUAGUGCUUCUUCCCAAUUAGGUGUGUGUCUGUGUAGUGCUUCUUCAAAAAUAGGUGUGUGUAUGUGUAGUGCCUCUUCCCAAAUAGGUGUGUGUCUGUGA